Molecule: messenger RNA, 2450 nt
Organism: Rattus rattus (black rat)
Lineage: Eukaryota; Metazoa; Chordata; Mammalia; Rodentia; Muridae
Gene: Slc30a10
Product: solute carrier family 30 member 10
Exons: 4
Coding region: 310-1728 (472 amino acids)
Biological process (GO): manganese ion transport; zinc ion transmembrane transport; intracellular zinc ion homeostasis
Cellular component (GO): membrane
Molecular function (GO): zinc ion transmembrane transporter activity
Source: RefSeq, a predicted model, not a curated record
GGUGGAGGUGGGGAUUUAAGAAGAUUGACAUCCCGAUGCGCCCCUCCUCCCAGCAGCUCGGGUCUCCAGCCCAGACCUAGAAGGAGACACAGGCCGGUGGCCACCAGCCAAAUCAGGCUUGGGCGGCGAGGGAGGAGGGGCAGGGGCCCCGGGAGGUGCCCUUUGCGACUCUGGGGCCACUCCUGCAGACUCUGGUCCCGCGAGCGCGAGCUAGAGGCAUAAAAGGCCCGGGAGGGUAAGGGCGGGCCUGCGACGGGAGGUGGGCUCUAGACCCCCCCAACCUGUUGCGGGGCGCAGCGGGCUGUAAAGAUGGGCCGUUAUUCGGGCAAGACCUGUCGGCUGCUGUUCAUGCUGGUGCUCACCGCGGCCUUCUUCGUGGCCGAGCUGGUGUCGGGUUACCUGGGCAACUCCAUCGCGCUGCUCUCGGACUCGUUCAACAUGCUGUCUGAUCUGAUCUCGCUGUGCGUGGGCCUGGGCUCCGGCUACAUCGCGCGGCGCGGUUCCCGCGGCUCCAGCGCCACCUACGGCUACGUGCGGGCCGAGGUGGUGGGCGCGCUCAGCAACGCAGUCUUCCUCACCGCGCUCUGCUUUACCAUCUUCGUGGAGGCUGUGUUGCGGCUCGCGCGGCCCGAGCGCAUCGACGACCCGGAGCUGGUACUCAUCGUGGGCGCCCUAGGGCUGGCAGUCAACGUGGUGGGGCUGCUCAUCUUCCAGGACUGCGGCGCCUACUUCUCCCGCUGCACGCGGGGUCGCCGGACCCGCCCUUCGCAGCCGCCGCGCCAGGGGGACACUGGUGGCGCUUUGGGGUGUCCCCGGGAGGCUGCGACAGCCACAGCCCCCGGCUCAGACUCAGCAGUGACUCUCCGGGGGGCCUCGGCCGGAAGAAAGCAGCAGGAGGGCGCGACGGUGUUCUCGAAUGUAGCAGGUGAUUCCCUGAACACCCAGAAUGAACCAGAAGAGACAAUGAAAAAGGAGAAGAAGUCUGAAGCACUGAAUAUCAGAGGUGUUCUUUUGCAUGUGAUGGGAGAUGCCCUGGGGUCCGUGAUUGUGGUUGUCACAGCCAUCAUAUUCUAUGUUCUUCCCCUGAGACCUGAAGACCCGUGUAACUGGCAAUGCUACAUUGACCCCAGUUUGACUGUUGUCAUGGUCAUCAUUAUCUUAUCGUCAGCCUUUCCACUCAUCAAGGAGACUGCUGUCAUCCUGCUGCAGAUGGUUCCCAAGGGAGUCAACAUGGAGGAGCUGAUGAGCCGGCUGUCUACAGUGCCUGGGAUUAGCAGUGUGCAUGAAGUGCACGUCUGGGAACUGAUAAGUGGGAAGGUCAUUGCCACCUUGCACAUCAAGCACCAGGAGGGCACGGAAUACCAGGAUGCCAGCAGAAAAGUCCGAGAGAUCUUCCACCAUGCAGGAAUCCACAACGUGACCAUCCAGUUUGAAACACUGGACUUGAAGGAAGCCCUGGAGCAGAAGGACUUCUUGCCGACCUGCAGUGCCCCCUGCAUCUCCCAGAGUUGCGCUAAGAAGCUCUGCUGUCCCCCGGGGACACUGCCUCUGGCUCUCGUCAAUGGUUGUGCAGAGCACAAUGGUGGGCCCAAUCUAGAGUCUUACCGAAGCAUAGAAGCUCCAGAAGUGGUCAUAGAUGUGGCUUUGGAUGGCUGUCCAAGGAAGCAAGGACAGAUUCACAGCAAGACUCAAGACAGACAGCAUUGUGAAAACAGCACUCAUUUUUAGUGGGUUCCCACACAAAUCAAACAGUCUAAACAGACACUUUGGUGUCACUGGCUCUGCCUGUGGGAAGAGCUUUGUGGAUGUGUAUCCUGUCAGUAGGGGUCAGCCAUUUGAGAUGUUAGUGGAACAAGCCUGCUGAUUUUCAUGUGGUGGAUAACCCCUUUCCAGUACCCUGGGCAUCUCAUGUUUCUCUGUGACAGUUUCAAUACGGAUAUGAAUUUCCUAAAGCAGACUGCCCUAGUGUAUAUAUCAGGAGUGUUGAAGGGCUCAGCAACUAUGACAGGGGACAUGAAGUAGGUCUUGUCUGUCUUGUGGUGCUGGGGAAUUGCAUACAGGGCUCGUGCGUGCUAAGGAACUGCUCUGUUACCGAGAUGAACUCUGUAUGUAGCCUUUGUUUUCAAACCCAUCAGAACUUCUAGUUGACUCUCAGGUGAGCUCAAAGCUUACGUGGGUAGAAAAGCAGUUAAGCACCUUAACUAUGUUUUCCUCUCUUCCCCUCAAAGAUCAUAAAAGAUGAACAUCAGGUUUUCGUGGCCCUGCAGAAACAUAUAUUCUUAAAUCCAUUCUUGGACCACAAGAAACAGACACCUAGUAAAUAAAUUCAAGAUGCAUAGUUAUUAAGAUGGAAAGACAGAUUGCCUCUUAAGGCAGGAAGUGAUCUUAAAACAUUAAAGGGGGUAGACUUUGCUGGGGUGGAGGGAAAAUUGGGUUUUGGACUGUCUUUU